Molecule: messenger RNA, 2414 nt
Organism: Oryzias latipes (Japanese medaka)
Lineage: Eukaryota; Metazoa; Chordata; Actinopteri; Beloniformes; Adrianichthyidae
Product: T-cell ecto-ADP-ribosyltransferase 2
Molecular function (GO): NAD+-protein-arginine ADP-ribosyltransferase activity; NAD+ poly-ADP-ribosyltransferase activity
Source: RefSeq, a predicted model, not a curated record
UUAUAUUCCUUACUACUCAGUGUUUUAUCAGGGCCUGUUGGGAUACACAGAGAGCUGAUUUCUUGGAGAUGGAAAAUGUUUUUAGAUCAGUGAAUGAGGGCAAUUUCCCACGGCACACUAGUGUGCCGCGGCACACUGGUUGAAAAACACUGCUUUAGACUGAUGCAACCUUUCUCACGAGUUCUGGCUUCAUCUCACUUGGUGAACUUCAGGUACUGAUGGUUGACCUCUUCUGUGGCCAUCAGGGAACUGUCAGCACUGGUCCCUUGUAGUCCUUCCUUUGGUUGGUGGGCCAAUGGGAGUGUGAUCCCAGACCAGGAGACCAGUGUCCUUGAGCAAGACACUGAACUCCUCAUUGCUCCUGGUGGUUCUAGGUUGGUGUAUGAAUGGGACUGCACUUUGGGCCCUAGUGUUGGUAGAACAGUGUUGUUCCCUCGCUGUGUUGCACUUAACCUUUUGCAGACUGUUGUUCUGCGUCCUGAUUGGCUGUGACCUUGUCAAUCAUCUGUGGCAUGUCUCCUGUACAAAAUGAGUUCAGUGGCCAAAUCUGCAUAAAUCUUUGAUCACAAUCAGAUCUUUUUCAUUCUAUAAUCCUGGACUCAUUUUUCUAUGAAGGUUUGAAUUUUGAGUUUAAAGGAGAGAAAGGUGUCAAAAUGUUUGUCUGCGAAAAGAGUGGAAAGUUUUAGAAUGUGACCCCCCCCCAUGAGAAACGAGGGAACACCGGAUAUGCCAUCUGCAAGAUAUCAAAACUGUUUGGAAAUGUCUUAGUUUUUUUGAACACUCCGAUUUUUAGCAGUUUAAAAGGAAGAUAUGUAAAAUUUCCCCCUUCAAAAUUAAACGGGUGAGGGUUUUCCCAAAAAGGCCUAAAGAGGUAACUUCCCCACUGAAGCAGAUUCAGUCGUUUUCUCAGGAAUCUUGAACAGAAAGCGUCUUCUUCUGAUUCUGACUUUACCAUCUGCCACAAAUAUACAAAGAACUGAAAGUAAAAAGCAAAGAGGACCAGCUACCAUGAAGCUCUUCACAUUGAUGACUCCUCCAUGCUUGUGGGCGGGGUCCUGAAUCGCAUCACUUUCUUUCUUUGGAAAUUCAGAAAUGGACAGAGAUCAGCUUUUGGUGUUAAACUGAAAGUAAAAUAGAAAGUAACGGAGAUUCUGUAAUUGCACCGCUGGUUUCUACAUGUGAAUUUGAGGAAGCCUUUGAAAGCACCAUGAAGUGGAGCCGUUAGGCAACAGUUGUUGUGCCAUGAGGCGUCCCUUUAAAAGACGCCGUGGUCAGACGCUGCGGACACUCACUGCAUCUGUGGCGGCUUUAGUUGGCGUGAUCAAACAUGACUCGGUUCGUCUUUCUCCUCCUCUGUUUCUCUGCUGACAUGAGGCUUCUGACGGCAAAAACAAAAACUGAAGGAAACAUCUUCUCCAAAGCUUCUUAUGGCCCACAAAUCAACCCUGGAAAGUCUUCUUCACAGGAAACAGUCAAGUCUGUCUUUGCCGCUCCAGAAGAACCCCAUGGGGCGGAAAACGUCUCCUCCCAGUCGGUCCAACAGAAAGCCACAGAUGCUUCCUGGAAGUUUUCUCCUCAUCGGUGGCCCCUCCCUCUGAGCUUGUUCCCUAACUCCGUGGAUGACAUGUACUACGGCUGCUCCAACAAGAUGCUCAUCAAAGUCAAACGAGACUACCUCCCCAAAAGCACCAGGGAAGGUUUCCAGAGCACGCGAACCAAGCUGUGUGCUUCUGCAGCCAUGCAGAGCCGGGACCCGUAUGAUCCGCUGUCCUGGGAUCAUUUCAGGGCUCUGUGCGCCUACACGGCGGGCGCCUACGACAGCCUGAACCGCGCCGUCCGUGAGGGAAAGGCUUCCUACAACAGCUCCUUUCAAUUCCACGCCCUCCACUUCUUUCUGUCCGACGCCAUCCGGCUGCUGAAACUGAACCAGAGGACGUGUUACACCGCGGUCAGAAGGAGCAGGAGGCUCUUCGUCGGGGAACCGGGACAAACCAUCCGCUUUGGCUCCUUUGCUUCCAGCUCACUCAACAAAAAGUUGUUCAAUUUUGGACGGACAACCUGCUUUGAGAUCCGCACCUGCUUUGGUGCUUACCUGAAGUCCUACUCGGACUUUGGCGCAGACGAGGACGAAGUGCUGAUUCCCCCGUAUGAGAUGUUCCGGAUAACCUCGGUGGACGAGUCGGGGAGAAAUCCUUUAGAGUGUGAGGUUCUCUACACGCUUGAGACUGCUGGGAUCUACAGCACCCUCAACUGUCAGGCUGUGGACCUCUGAAAGACGGAGAACAUGUGCCUCAUGGGCUGCAGAACGUCGUUAUACAUGUCGGACAAUUCCAAGGCUUGUUCUUUGUAAAUGAUGGAUAUUUUACUGCUCAAGUUUGAGCCUCAACUCAAUAAAACCAACAUUUUCAUCUAAA